This is a messenger RNA of Micropterus dolomieu (smallmouth bass), 876 nucleotides long. RefSeq names its product E3 ubiquitin/ISG15 ligase TRIM25-like. Lineage: Eukaryota; Metazoa; Chordata; Actinopteri; Centrarchiformes; Centrarchidae. The transcript has 2 exons. The record is from RefSeq and is a predicted model, not a curated record. The annotation marks the transcript as partial.
UGUUGAUCUGUGAUCUACAGGGUGGUCUGAAUCUGAAAGCCUGAGCUCGAUUGCUUCUGUCUCCACCCACAUGGCUGCUGAAUAAAAUCCCUGGUUUUCCUCAUUAGACUGAAGUUCUCUCUGAGGAAACUUCACCUCCUCACUCUCCUGAUUGUUUCUCCAGGUGUUUCAGAUCUACAGUUUGAAGACGAGUGGUGAAGUGCAGGAGCUGACAGACGCUGCAGAAACACAUGCUGAUUGGAUCAAAGCUCCACUGAGAGGAGAAAUGGCGCAGAAAAGAGUAAAACUGGACCGAGAAACCUUCUCUUGUUCCAUCUGUCUGGAUCUACUGAAGGAUCCGGUGACUAUUCCCUGUGGACACAGCUACUGCAGGAACUGUAUUAGAACCCACUGGGAUUUGGAGGAUGGAAAGGAAAUCCACAGCUGCCCUCAGUGUAGGCAGACCUUUAGACCGAGGCCAGUCCUGGUGAAAAACACCAUGUUAGCAGAUUUAGUGGAGGAACUGAAGAAGUCUGGACUCCAAGCUGCUCCUGCUGAUCACUGCUAUGCUGGACCUGAAGAUGUGGCCUGUGAUGUCUGCACUGGGAGAAAACUGAAAGCCCUCAAGUUCUGUCUGGUCUGUCUGGCCUCUUACUGUAAGAAACACCUGCAGCCUCAUUAUGAAUCACCCACAUUUAAAACACACAAGCUGGUGGAGCCCUCCAAGAAGCUCCAGGAGGUGAGUCAAAAAAACAUCCAGCAGAGAAUCCAGGACAGAGAGAAAUAUAUGAAGGUGCUUCAGCAGGAGGUGGAGGUUAUCAAUGGCUCUGCUGAUAAAGCAGUGGAGGACAGUGAGAAGAUCUUCACCGAGCUGAUCCGUCUGAUGGAGAAAAGAAG